AUGUUAGGGGGCGAAGUAACAGCUACACGUCAGUUCGUAGAUUCCAAAAGUGACAAUGAUGGAGCAGUAGUAUCACGGGGAAGCCGAUGGGAGGAAAAUCUGAAGAAGAAUGACCCGGGUCGUGCGGGGGGAAUAUUUCAGCCCUUGUACUCGUUGUCUCUGGCCCUCGGGCCGCGGAAGAAGCGCGAUGGCGAGCGCGACGCCAUAUCGUCGCCCGCUCCGUCUGUCGAGAGCAGGAUGACCGACGGCCGCCUGACAGCCUUUUCUCGGGGCGUUUCGCCGUCCAGAUCGCGUGGUUCCCUCGGGCACCGCGGGGGCAGCCAUUUGCUUGCGUUCCCGACGCCGUUGCCAUCGAUGGAAGAGGUCGACGUCUAUCCGUCGUAUCUUGAAAUGCCGUCGCUGAUGUCGUGUGACUCGUACGAGGACUCACGUUCCCAGGGAACCGGGAAGAAAGGCGGACACAGGAAUAGGUCCCAUAGUGCGUCUUCCACGGACAGCUACUCAUCAGGUUAG
Messenger RNA from Notodromas monacha, 513 nucleotides. The record is from the annotation of a GenBank genome assembly. NCBI's taxonomy places the organism in Eukaryota, Metazoa, Arthropoda, Ostracoda, Podocopida, Cyprididae.